Messenger RNA from Pygocentrus nattereri (red-bellied piranha), 5635 nucleotides. RefSeq names its product zinc finger protein 521 (gene znf521). NCBI's taxonomy places the organism in Eukaryota, Metazoa, Chordata, Actinopteri, Characiformes, Serrasalmidae. Gene Ontology annotation, molecular function: RNA polymerase II transcription regulatory region sequence-specific DNA binding; DNA-binding transcription factor activity, RNA polymerase II-specific. The transcript is spliced from 9 exons. Gene Ontology annotation, biological process: regulation of transcription by RNA polymerase II. Bases 156 to 4295 code for a protein of 1379 amino acids. Gene Ontology annotation, cellular component: nucleus. The record is from RefSeq and is a predicted model, not a curated record.
GCUGACAAUGAUUUCCUCAGUGAUUACGUACAGAGCGAGUCCCUGCGGGCUCCGGGCCCCCUCUGGAGCCAUCCGCAUGGCUUUGGGGGCCUCGCUUCCAUUUUCCAUUAUUAUGUGGACUACCGGAGCGACGGCGCAGUCCAAGACCUCGCAGGAUGUCGCGCCGCAAGCAGGCAAAACCAAGAUCACUGAAAGUAGAAGACAAUGUGACGGAGGACCAGCAGACUCCCGGGCAGGCUGCCAUUCUAAGCGAUCCCGAGUGUGCCCCCGAGAGGGUGUCUGAGGAUGCGGAGGACGGGCGUCUGAGGAGGAGGAGGUGCUCUCCUGAGGAAGGGGACGAGGCGGAGGAGGAGGACGAGGAGCACAGCUGCCGCGCCUGCCGGCAGGUGUUCGACUCGCUGAGCGAUCUUACCCAACACAAGAUUAAUCAAUGCCAGCUGACAGAUGGUGCUGAUCUAGAAGAUGACCCUUCCUGUUCUUGGCCUGCCUCUUCACCAUCUAGCAAAGACCAGACAUCUCCAGCCCACGGUGAUGACUACGAUUUUGGUGAGGAUGAAGGAGGCCCUGGCUUGCCCUACCCGUGCCAGUUUUGCGACAAAUCUUUCAGUCGCCUUAGCUUCCUAAAGCGCCACGAACAGAGCCAUAGUGACAAGCUUCCCUUCAGCUGCACUUUCUGCAGCCGUUUGUUCAAGCACAAGCGUAGCCGUGACCGACACGUCAAGCUCCACACUGGCGACAAGAAGUACCACUGCGGUGAGUGUGACUCUGCUUUUUCGCGCAGUGAUCACCUUAAGAUCCACAUGAAGACGCACGCUGCAAACAAGCCCCAUAAAUGCCCUGUGUGCCGCCGAGGGUUUCUGUCCUCCAGUUCCCUGCAUGGACACAUGCAGGUGCAUGAACGCGGAAAGGACGCUCAAGGCACGGGGCUGUCUCGAAUGGAGGAGUGGAAGCUGAAGGAAACGCGCAAAUGCAGCCGCUGUGAAGAAGGGUUUGAUGUACCUGAGGAGCUCCAGAAGCACAUUGCAGAGUGCCACCCAGAAUGCUCACCUCCUGAGGAAGGGAGUCUGGGGCCUGGUCUGCAAUGCAUUUACUGCCAUGAGCCAUUUAGUGAUGAGGGUACUCUGCUUAGCCACAUUGACCAAGCGCAUGGCAGAGACCGAAAGGGCAACACGUGUACUGUGUGUUCUGAGCACUUUGCCACUGUAGAGGAAUUGUAUGCCCACAUGGAUGUCCACCAACUGCCAGAGUCCAGUAACCACAGCAAUAGUCCUUCUCUGUUGACUGUGGGUUACACAUCUGUUUCAAGCACUACUCCGGACUCAAACCUUUCUGUUGACAGUUCGACCAUGGUGGACUCUGCUCCUACUGUGCCCAAAGCCCGUGGACGAAGAAAGCGUGCUGCUCAGCAUGCCACGGAUAUUUGCGGACGACCUGCCAAACAGCCAAAAGUAGCAUACAGCUGCAUCUACUGCAACAAGCAAGUAUUCUCCAGUCUUGCUGUUCUUCAGAUCCACUUAAAGACCAUGCAUGUGGACAAACCAGAGCAGGCCCAUACAUGCCAGUUCUGCUUGGAGGUCCUUCCAUCUUUGUUCAACUUGAAUGAGCAUCUGAAACAGGUCCACAAUGCUGAAGAUCCCUCCGCCUUACUUGCUAGCCUGUCUGAUGCCCUGCUGCAGUGCAACUUUUGUCCAGAGAUGCUUGGAGACCUCAAUGCUCUGCAGGAACAUAUUCGUUGCUCACAUGGCUUUCCCAGCCCAGUCGCUAAGGAGAGCAAUGCCUUUUUUUGCCCCCAGUGCUUCAUGGGAUUUCUGACUGAGGCCACACUAGAAGAACAUGUCCGGCAGACCCACUGUGAUUCUGGCAGCUUGCGAUUUGACUCCCCUCUAGCAGUCACUCCCAAAGAUCCCAUUGUGGAGGUCUAUUCCUGCUCAUACUGCACCAACUCUCCCAUUUUCAACAGUGUUCUGAAGUUGAACAAACACAUUAAAGAGAACCAUAAGAACAUCCCCCUGGCCCUGAAUUACAUCAACAAUGGGAGAAGAACCCACAGAGCACUCAGCCCUUCAUCUCCCAUAUCCGUAGAGCAGGCCACACUUCUAAAACAGGGCAGCACUUCUUCCCGUUCAGCAAGCGAAUUCAUCUGUAACCAAUGUGGUGCUAAGUAUACUAGUCUAGAUCUUUUCCAGACGCACUUGAAGACUCACCUUGACUGUGGGCUGCCACAGCUCAGCUGUCCGCAGUGCAACAAAGACUUUCCUAACCAGGAGGCUCUGUUGAAGCACGUGACAGUCCACUUCACUAUCACUUCCACAUACUACAUUUGCGAGAGUUGUGACAAGCAGUUCACAUCAGUAGAUGACCUACAGAAGCACCUGCUUGACAUGCACACAUUUGUGUUCUUUCGCUGCACUCUCUGCCAGGAAGUAUUUGACUCUAAAGUGUCAACUCAGCUCCAUCUUGCAGUCAAGCACAGCAAUGAGAAGAAGAUCUACCGCUGUACUUCUUGUAACUGGGAUUUCCGACAUGAGACUGACCUUCAAGUGCACGUCAAGCACAGUCAUUUGGAAAACCAGGGCCGAGUGCACCGCUGCAUCUUCUGCGGUGAGUCCUUUGGCACAGAAGUGGAGUUACAGUGCCACAUUACCACUCAUAGCAAGAAGUACAACUGCCGCUUCUGCAACAAGGCUUUCCAUGCCAUUAUCCUGCUUGAACGUCACUUGCGUGAGAAGCAUUGUGUGUUUGAGGGUAAGGCCCAGAAUUGUGGCACCAAUGGCUCCACAAGUGGAGGUGGCGACUCAGUUGCCAAAGAUGAGACAGACCUGCAGGGCAUCCUCACUAAUAGCCAUGGAGGAGCGGGCACAGGGGAGUCUCACAAUAGCCAUGAUGGCAGUGAAGAGGAUGUUGAUUCCUCUGAGGUCAUGUACAGCUGCGACAUCUGUGGGGCGUCCUACACCAUGGAGUCCCUCCUGACCAAUCACCAGCUCCGUGAUCACAAUAUCCGCCCAGGGGAGAGUGCUAUACACAAGAAAAAGGCAGAAAUGAUCAAGGGGAGCCACAAGUGUAAUGUUUGCUCUAGAACAUUCUUCUCUGAGGCUGGGCUCCGGGAGCAUAUGCAGACCCAUCUGGGACCUGUCAAACACUACAUGUGUCCCAUUUGUGGAGAGCGCUUCCCCUCUCUGCUUACUCUGACAGAGCAUAAAGUCACUCAUAGUAAAAGCCUGGACACAGGCAGCUGUCGAAUCUGCAAGUUACCUCUGCAGAGUGAGGAAGACUUCCUGGAGCACUGUCAGAUGCAUCCUGAUUUGCGGAACUCUCUGACUGGCUUUCGCUGUGUGGUCUGCAUGCAGACUGUCACUUCCACCUUAGAGCUCAAGAUCCAUGGCACCUUCCACAUGCAGAAGACUGGAGCCAUGUCCACCAAUCACCCUAGUGGUCGCUCUGCUAUCACACACCACCAGCAUCACCAAAGCCAAAAGCUCUUCAAGUGUGCUUCAUGUCUAAAGGAGUUCCGCUCCAAACAGGACUUGGUGAAGCUCGACAUCAAUGGACUGCCAUAUGGUCUGUGUGCCUCAUGUGUAAGUGCUGCUGGUAGCAAGAGCUCCAGCCCAACCAUAAAUGGUGGAAAGCAACAGCAGCACGGGGUACAAACACCCACUGUCUCUGCUGUCGGAUGGAGCCAUGGGGAGAGUCUGAGCCCUGGUGGGGUAAAGGCAAAGAGUACCUCCUAUUCCACGUCAUCUUCUUCGUCAACAUCGUCCACUGCAGCCAAGACAAGGUGCUCUAGCUGCAAUGUGAAGUUUGAGUCAGAAGCAGAGCUGCAGACACAUCUUUCAACAGUGCACAGGGAUCAGACAGGAGAGGGCAGUGGAGGUCAGCUAAGGACUCCUCAAGGAUCACCCAUGCCGAGGGUGAGCCCAACACAAAGUGAAGAGAAGAAAACAUACCAGUGCAUAAAGUGUCAGAUGGUCUUCCACAGUGAAUGGGACAUUCAGGUUCACGUGGCCAACCAUAUGAUUGAAGAGGGGCUGAACCAUGAGUGUAAGCUGUGCAGCCAGACGUUCGACUCCCCAGCAAAGCUGCAGUGUCACCUGAUCGAGCACAGCUUUGAAGGCAUGGGAGGAACCUUUAAGUGUCCCGUCUGUUUCACAGUAUUUGUCCAGGCCAGUAAGCUCCAGCAGCAUAUCUUCUCUGCUCACGGUCAGGAGGAUAAAAUCUACGACUGCACGCAGUGCCCACAGAAAUUCUUCUUCCAGACAGAGCUUCAGAACCACACUCUGAGCCAGCACAGCAGCUAAGAAACCCUGAGUCUCCAUGAAGAAGAAGAAGAAGAGUCGCAUCAAGAGGCCUCUGGACCUGACGAUUCAACCAAUCAUUGUGCUUUUUUGUCAAUUUUUGCACUGAACUUUUCAUUUCAGUUACAAAAGUUUAAAAAUGAAAAAAAAAGUUACAGAGCGAGAGCAGAAGGCCAAUGAGAGAAAAGAUCUUUGUCAAUUGAUGUUUAAUAUCCAACCAACCUAUUUGUAAAUACUGUUCUUUCUGUGUUACUGUUCGUCGGCUCUUAUGCGUUCUUGCGGUUGCCAUUGUACAUACUGUUUGUUGAGGAGAAAAAAAAAGUAUUCCGAUUUGUCUAAACCGUUAUAAACGGACGAGUCAACAGCCAGAGACCUUCAGCCUCAGAAGGACAUUUUUUAAAGGCGAGGGCAGCCGACAUGAGUCCGGACGCGUGUGAUGCAUCCUCACGGCCCGUGGGAUGGACUGCUUGAUCACCAGCAUGGCCUGCGCGUCCGUACGUCCGUAAACUGCUUUUACGGAAAGCUACACACCUCAGUUGAAGGAGGUGGAGCCAUCGUGGAUCAUGAAGCUAAGCUUACAGAGACUAAACAGUAAAAGGACAAAAGCGAUACUUGAUAUAUGCAAAAAAAUAAAAAAUACAGUUUCUCAUGUAAAAGGAAAGUAUUAAAACAAGCUCAACUCUUCGUGUUGGCAAGUGACCCAUUCCCCUUAAAGCUGUAUGAGAAAAUGCUCGACUGAAGCGACUUGUACAUUUCUGUUAUUAAUGUUUACCCCUCGCAGGAGUCUGGAUAUGACUGGAACCUUCCUUUCUUUGCCUCUUUGUUCAGAGCGAUGCGCGAUGGGGGGAUUAAUUCAUUCCCUGUUUCGGCUUCGUUCUGGCUGCUAUCAUCAUUUCACGGCCCUCUCGUGAGGUUCUGCCCCCCCCCUCCCAAAAAAAAAGAAAAGAAAAACUGUACCUGCCCCCUGGUUCACAAGCGAGCCAACCCGAGUCAUUUCUGUUGCUAUGCUAUUGCUCUAUAGAUGCUGUGAGACAUGCUAAUAUGUACAGUAUACUCAUGGAUCUCUGGUAUGUACCAGUUUUGCAUUCAUUGAAUCCUGAAAUGCACUUUUGUAACACGCCAUACUUUCAUGGAUGUUCAUGUUCGAAAAGGCGUUCGACAAGUGACUACCGACUCAGCCACAAGACUUUGGGGAAUCAAAACUUUUACCAAGGGUGACAACUUCUGGUGUUAAUGGGGGAGAAAAAUGUUAUAUACAAAUAUUAACCGGGGUCUGAAUUUGCUAGACCUCUUUUUUUUGUGUUCUCAUGUGAUGAAAACAUUAAAAUUGUAUGAUGAUAUGG